AUGGAAAAUUUACCUGCGUUUCCCAAAUUUGAUGUUUACGCUGACGAAAAUUCCCUAGGUGUUCGGUGGGACAAAUAUGUAGAUAAACUGGAGAAUUUAUUUGUUGGGCUAGGUAUAAAUACAAGGAAAAGGAAAAAGGCACUGUUACUGCACUAUGCUGGAGAUGAUGUAUAUGACAUUUAUGAUACGUUAAAUCUACAUGGAGAGAGUGAAAAUUACGAUGAAACAAAAGCUGGACUUACAAACUACUUCAAACCUAGAAAAAACACUCAGUUUGAAAUUUUCGAAUUCAGGAAUAUUAAACAGUUGCACGGUGAAACGAUUGACCAAUAUGUGACUAAAUUACGACAAAAAGCUAAAAACUGUGAAUUUUCGGACACUGAGUCAGAAAUUAAAAGCCAAAUCAUACAGGGUGUUAUUUCGCAAAAAAUGAGAAUGCGAUGUUUGCAAGAUUCAGAAAAAUCACUUAAUGACUUACUUACAAUGAUGAGAACAAUGGAAAUUUCGAAGACUCAAGCAACAAGUAUGUCAAAGGACACUAGUAGUCAGCAGGUAGUGCGUGUAAAAAGCAAUCCACAUUUUAGGCGGAAAUCAAAGAGAUUCGUACCACAACGUUCACAACAACGUUCUAGUUCAUAUCAAGGUUUACCGCAAGCAGGCUCGUCGUCGGAAGGGCGGAUCAGUCCUCACCAAACCAGCAAGAAAUGUCGCAACUGUGGAGGAAAAUAUCCACAUAUAUCACGUUGCCCCGCGCUUGGAGUAGAAUGUAAUUAUUGCCAUAAGAAGAACCAUUAUAUAUCGGUUUGUAGAAAACGUAUAAAGCAGGUGACAUUGAUCGAGGAUGAACAACCGGAUUUAGAAAUUUUAACAGAUGAAUACGCGACGGAUUGCAAUUCGGAUGAAUGUGAUGUGCUAUUUGGAUUCAUGUUAGAUAGAAAGAAAGUGCCAAAGAAAAGAAUAAAAUUAAAUGUUGUAGAUGUGAAUGUUUUGGUUGAUAGCGGGUCAUCGAUCAAUAUUGUCAGUGAAAUUGUCCUUAAGAAAAUGAAAAAAUCACCGGAAAUCAAGAAAGCGACCACGAAAGCGUCCGCAUUUGGACAGAAGUCUCCACUGCCAUUCCAAGGUAAAUGUUCUUUGCUUGUUGAGUCGGACUCAAAAUUCGUGACCAGAGAUUUCCAUAUCGUUACGGGUAAUAAAGAUUCAUUGAUUAGUUAUGAGCUGUCAGUAGAGCUUGGAAUUUUACCGCAGAUACAAUCUGUUCAACCCAAAGACGAGUAUGAAGGACUUAUUGAGGAAUACUCGCAAGUUUUCACUGGGUUAGGAUGUCUGAAAAACAGAAAAGUUAAGUUUCACAUUGAUGAAAGUGUUGUGCCAGUAGCUCAGCCUCCUAGGAGAGUGCCAUUUCAUGUGCGUGAGCAAGUUGAGCAGGAACUUAAAAGUUUGGAGGAUAUGGAUGUUAUUGAAAAAGUGGAAGGUGUACCAACACCAUGGGUAUCGAACCUGGUAGCUGCUCCAAAACCAAAUUCACCGAGAGAAGUAAGAGUGUGCAUAGAUAUGAGGAAAGCCAACACCGCAAUUAAAACUGAGAAAAAUGUUAGUCCGACGGUGGAUGAUAUAAUCUUAACGUUGAACGGCGCAAAAGUGUUUUCGCGUCUCGAUCUGUACAAAGCUUUCCAUCAAAUUGAACUGGAUGAGUCAUCACGUGCAAUGACAACGUUUCAGACACAUGUUGGACUUUUUCGAUAUAAACGUUUAAAUUUUGGAGUGUCAGCAGCACCGAUUCUGUUCCAAAAUGAGCUUCGUCAAGCACUUCAGGGUCUAACAGGCGUGUUAAACAUUGCUGACGAUAUCGUUUGCUACGGCAAAACGCGUGAAGAACAUGAUAUCAAUUUGCGAGCAUUACUUCAGCGUCUUCAAGAACGGAACCUGACAUUGAACAAGAAAAAAUGUUCGUUCGGACAAUCAAAAAUCAAAUUCUACGGAUACGUGUUUUCGGAAUCGGGAAUUUCACCUGAUCCUGACAAGGUAGAUGCAGUAAAAAACAUGGACAGACCAAAAUCUGUAUCCGAAAUCCGUUCAUUUCUUGGUCUCACAAACUAUUUGUCUAAGUUCAUAGAUGGCUAUUCAGUUCUAACGGAACCAUUACGACGACUUACUCAUCAGGAUGUAAAAUUCGAAUGGAAUGACGAUCAGGAAAAGUCGUUCACUUCACUAAAAGAGGCAUUGACUAGUGACAAAGUCAUGACGUAUUUUGACCCGAGGAAAGAAACUGAACUCUGGGUAGACGGCAGCCCAGUAGGCUGUUCAGGAAUACUUAUUCAGAAAGGAAAAAUAGUGUUGUAUGGAAGCAAAGCUUACAAUUCAGUACAAGCGCGCUAUUCGUAA
Messenger RNA from Mercenaria mercenaria, 2382 nucleotides. RefSeq lists its product as uncharacterized. Bases 1 to 2382 code for a protein of 793 amino acids. The transcript has a single exon. Gene Ontology annotation, molecular function: aspartic-type endopeptidase activity. The record is from RefSeq and is a predicted model, not a curated record. Gene Ontology annotation, biological process: proteolysis. Lineage: Eukaryota; Metazoa; Mollusca; Bivalvia; Venerida; Veneridae.